Messenger RNA from Haliotis rufescens (red abalone), 3377 nucleotides. RefSeq names its product phosphoglucomutase-2-like. Gene Ontology annotation, molecular function: phosphopentomutase activity; magnesium ion binding. Lineage: Eukaryota; Metazoa; Mollusca; Gastropoda; Lepetellida; Haliotidae. Gene Ontology annotation, biological process: carbohydrate metabolic process; purine ribonucleoside salvage. The record is from RefSeq and is a predicted model, not a curated record. The transcript has 16 exons. The coding region runs from base 1 to 1632 and encodes 543 amino acids.
AUGGGAGCUGGCUACUCCAUGAUGAAUGACCUCACGAUCAUGCAAGCAACACAGGGUCUGGUGAAGUACCUUAUAGCGACGGUUCCGAAUGUCAAGAAGAACGGUGUUGUGGUGGGAUACGAUGCCAGACACAACAGCCAGAAAUGGAGUGAGCUGGUAGCAACCAUAUGUAUCAACGAAGGUGUGCCAGUCUACAAGUACUCUAAGAUCUGUCCUACACCAUAUGUGCCGUAUGCUGUGGUGCACUAUGGAGCUUCAUGUGGGAUCAUGAUCACUGCCUCUCACAACCCAAAGGAAGACAAUGGCUAUAAAAUAUACUGGACAAAUGGAGCUCAGAUCAUUCCUCCGAUCGACAAAGGUAUUGCGACGUCCAUCAGAGAACAUCUUGAGCCUUUCCCCACGACCUGGAAUACAUCCUGUGUCGCUGACAGCAAGCUGUUGAGGGAUCCCUACGAUAAGAUAUUUGAUCUGUACAACAAAGAUCUCCAUCAUCUCUGUCACUUCAGAGAUCAGAAUCUGUCCUCCAAAGUGACCUUCACCUAUACUGCCAUGCAUGGUGUGGGGUACAAGUUCACGUGCGAGUUUUUGCAGAGGUUCGGCUUUCCUCUUCCUGUACCAGUCAAAGAACAGGUGGUGCCAGAUCCUGAGUUCCCCACAGUGAAAUACCCCAACCCAGAGGAGGGCAAGGGAGCACUGAAAUUGUCAAUGCAGACGGCAGAUGCUAAUGGAAGCGUGGUAAUCCUGGCCAAUGACCCUGACGCAGACAGACUGGCAGUAGCUGAGAAACAGCCGAGUGGUGAGUGGAGGAUCUUCACUGGGAAUGAGAUUGGGGCCCUGUUGGGGUGGUGGAGUCUCUUCACCUUCAGAAAAAGUCGCCCAGAUGUCAAAGACAGUGAUAUUUGUAUGGUGGCCAGCACAGUUUCCUCCAAGAUCCUGCAGACCAUUGCCAAGAAGGAAGGGUGUAUCUUUGAUGAGACUUCGACGGGCUUCAAGUGGAUUGCUAACAAGGCUUGUGAUAGACAGAAUGAUGGGAAACAUGUCAUCUUUGCAUUUGAAGAGGCCAUUGGGUUCAUGUGCGGCACCAAGGUUCUGGACAAAGAUGGAGUGAGUGCAGCAGCAGUGAUGGCAGAGAUGGCAACAUUCCUGUACAACGGCAACUCAACUCUGGCUAAACAGCUGGAAGAGAUAUUCAACAAAUACGGUUAUCACUUGUCACGAAACUCCUACUUCCGGUGUGAUGACCCAGCCAUUACUGCCAAGAUGUUUCAGAAUCUCCGUAACUUCGAUGGUCCAGGAAAGUAUCCAUCAAGUUGUGGCCCUUACAAGAUCAAAUAUGUUCGAGAUCUGACAGGCAAAGGCUACGACAACAGCCAGCCAGAUAAUGUUCCAAUUCUACCUACAAGCAAGUCCUCAGAGAUGAUCACAUUCACAUUUGAAAAUGGCUGUGUGGCUACCCUGCGGACAAGCGGCACCGAACCCAAAAUCAAGUACUACACUGAACACAAGCCAGACCCCACUAAAGGAAUGGACCGAGAAGAAACAGAAAAGGAGUUGAACGACAUGGUCCACUGUAUCGAGACUCAUUUCUUGCAGCCAGAGACGUUCGGACUUAUUCCACGACCUACCAGCUGAAUGAUGUGAGUGUCACAUCCAUCCAACUGUCUCCUACUACUAAACCACAGGCGCACAUAGCUUCAAGCACCCGUGCAAUGGCCCCAGAAUACUCCCAGCUACUAGUAGCUAGCUUUUGUUACAUGUAGUGUCAAACCUUUUAUAUGUUAUACUCUUUUACUCACUCACUCAGCAUGGAAGCUUUUUUGAGCUUACCUACAAGAUAUUUUGAGCUUGUUUGAGAAUAAUUUAAUUAAUUGUUUAGAUGUUAAUUCCUUAUUUGGUAUAAAUGUAAAUGAACAGGAUAAGUUGGAAGGCUAAUAUGGAUUAAGGGUAUUUAUCUUGUGAGAAUAGUGGUACAAUCCCCCUUUAUAAUCGAGCAUGCACUGAGAGAAGUUGAUCUGUGACUACAGUAUCUACUUCUAGAGGGAGAUUUGCGUUAGAAAUUGGCACUAGUCCUGUAGUCCUUGCUAAACUUCCCAAUAGUUAAGGUAUCAUAAAGACUAGUAACAAUUUGCCAUUACUAAGGGUUUUGUUAUAUGUUAUCAUUAUAAGGACUAGUGGACUAAAACAGUUAGUUUCUAUAUGAUAUGGAUGGAUCAAAUCUGAGUAGAGAUGAAAAAGAAAAUCAUUCUCCAUAUAUAUUCAAAUACCUCAAUGCCAAAAAGUCCUGUGUUACCUAUUUGUCCUUAACCUGUUUGUUUAGAGUCCCAUGUUGAUUCACAUCUGCAAUAAUCAUUACCCUUGUCUCAUGCUAUAGAAGCAUAUAAUACCUAAUCAUGAUAAUGGCAACAUCUUUUGUUAAAGGAGUGUGACAAGGAACCUGUGAUUAUAUACACAUGACAUAAUGGGAAGUUUUGGUUUUAUAUCUGACAUGUACCAGGCAAAACAUGCCUUUAACUCUGUUUGAAGCUGAUCCAGACAGGUUUUAGCAACGACCUCUGACUAUGGAUGAAACCUCGGUUCAUUACUUCCAGCCUGAGUGCAAACAAAAAUCCAACCAAUAGAACCAUUUGACAUAACCACCACAAAAGAAGGCAAAGUCUGUCCCAUCAUCUGGAGCUUAUGGCCUCCAUGUUCUGUGAUGCUGAGGGGGUCAUCAUGAUGGAUUAUCUUCCAAAAGGCCAGACAAAACUUCUGAGGUUGUUAUUGUUACUGGUGUUUUAGUGUCAUUUUGUUAUGUUGACAUCUCAUAUUUGAAUUCUAAAACUGAACUUGAAGUAUGGAUUGAUUCCCUAAAAUUGGAAAUUUUUGACAAAGUCGAAAGUGCUACUGAACAUGUGGUGUCAUAACACAAAGAGAACACACCAUUGCUUAAAAAUGAAGUUGCUAAACUCAAAAAGAACCACAGGAAAACACAGAGAGAACCCUAAGACACUUUAUUGUCAAAUCAAUCAAUUUUAGUGAAGACCAUCUUCCCAAGGCAAGGGAGUUAACUGACUAUUAAAGUUGACGACCUUGCCUUGCCUUGAAGACGGACUACAGGCUACCCAAUUUGGAAUACCAAUGUCAACACAAACCUACAGCCCCACCAAGUAGUAUUGCUACAUUUAUUCACAUGUCCAACAGAGAUGCGGUGUUUUGAGCCAAAAGGUCCUUGAAAGGUAUGUCAUGUGGCAUUCACACAGUUGUUUCCGCCUCGUAUGAGGAAGCACAGGUUGAACCUCACAGACAAGCUCACCUCGCUCUUGAAGAUAAGUAACUUUGGGCUAGGGUGUGAGUGAUUGGGACAGAGGUCAUCUUGGAAAGAAGGGAUCCGCUAUUCC